AUGUCGGAGGCCCAGGAUCGGAGGCAGGUGCAAAGAGUGGCCAAGAGCUGUACUGAGUGCAGACGGCGCAAGGUUCGCUGCAUACGGACUCCUCCCGACGCGGCAGCUUGUCGAAGCUGCGAAGACCGAGGAACGAUAUGUGUGCCCCAUGUCAGCAGUCCUCGACCAAUUCGGGAACAGAGAUUACCUUCGCGGUACCGGAUAGCUCAGCUAGAAUCGGAAGUGACCAAAUUACGAGAAGCCGUACGCGGUAUUCAACAGAACCUGGGAUACCGACCACCAGCCGUGUCGGAUUCAGCUGUCGCUGACUCAGGGUCGACCGUCGACACCCAUGACCAUGACUCCGACGAUGACUCGAGUGUCUCCGAUGUACUUGCAGCAGAGCAACCUGCCCAUCUGCGAUCACUGUUCCACAACGAGUGGCUCAGUCUAGACACGCCAGACAAAGAUGAUCCGCUCACAAACAGCAAGGCAAAGGCCUCUGUCCACUUAUUGGACAUCGCAAGGCAAGCACUGCGAAAGUUGAUUCCAUCUUUGGAUGAAAUUGCCAAACAUGCCAAUUCAGGAUCCGGGUGGCUUGUGUUGGUGCAAGCUUUGCUCCCGAUGCCGUUUGCAGUCAAGUCUUACCAGGAGAUACUUGAACACCACCACAUCAUGCAACAGCCCGAUGUCGAUCCGAUCGAUCUGGCUUCAUGGUUACUCGACUUUGCUGUUAUUUCCCUGCAAAGUGGACAGGAGCAGCCACCUCUUAGUCCCGCCGCCUCGCCCCAGAACGGUCACGGAGGUUCACCCUUCUCCCGAGCAGUAUCUGACACAGUUGAUGCGACCAUUCUGUCCCAUCAUCGACUCGCAGGCUCAAUUCGUGGCUUGGGCAUGGCAGUCCGUCUCAUUCGACUUCAAUUGUGCCAGGGAAAGUUCGAAAAAGUGUGGCUUCGACUGCGGCAUGUCAUCGCAAUUGCGGAGCUUGUAGGAAUCCCCAUGGCGGCACGAGCGGCUCAGCGCGUUGUAGGGAGCGGAGCUGCGGAUGCCAGCCAGCUUGAAAGCGCUCAGCUGUGGGAGAUGUUAUGUUCUAUCGAUAGGAUCUUGGCCAUGAUCCUCAAUCUGCCACCGGGCACCUGGCGUUUUCAACAUACCGCCAGAGAGGAACUGGUGGUCGACGGGGUGGUCCAAGUCCACGCCUACCUGACCAAGUUGACCGAUAUCGCCUGCAGACUGCAGUCUUUGGACGACCUUAGCACAGCAGAAGGCUCGAUUGCCGACGUAUACGCGUCAGCCUUGGAGCUCGACAGGGAGCUGAGAGUUCUUGCAUCUCACACGCCAAAGUCCUGGUGGGACGAAGAUCCGGGGAAUGUCAGACCAGAGCAUAUAGUCCAGCAUCUGCAUUUCUACAUCAUGAUGCGGGUGCACUUGCCCUUCACUAUGCGAGGAAAUCCGGAUGACGAAUACGUCUUCAGCCGACUCGCUUGUUUGGAUGCAUGCGAAACCGUGGCGCGCCGCUAUCAAUUAGUCCGGCGGGUCUUUCCUUCAGGCAUGUUUCUUUCUCGGAUACUGGAUUUGCAGGCGUUUACUGCCACGGUUGUUCUCAUCUUGAUGUCCCAUAGCUAUCCCUCCACAGGUCGACUCGACAUGCAAGCCAACAAGGCCCGGGUUGAAGCCAGAGUUCUGGAAGUGAUCAAUCUGUUGGAAGAAAAGUGUCGAGACUCACCCGGGUCCAGCUUGACACAACGUGGCCUCGUUACCAUUCGAUCACUAUAUACAUUACUUCAGCAAGAUUGGCAGGGCUCCGACGUCCAGCAAUUGAGAUUGAAAGUACCGCUUCUUGGAACCGUUCAUGUUCGACGCAAUGAACAGGGAGCGCCGGCAUCAGAAGCACACCUUCCGCAGGCAUUGCAAGCUCCGAUGGAUUCAGCCUUAGGAAUGAUGGAUCAGCAGUUCAAUGCGCAGUCCAACGGGACUUCUGCUGUCGUCCACGGUGCCCCUUGGCCCGCCACCACCCAGCCUCAGGCUGAUUGGUCUCAGAAUCCUUUCUCCUGGUCCAUCGAGGAGGACUACCGGAAUUACUUCCAAGAUGCUCUCAUGGCCGAGGAUUCUGACCAGUUUCUGAUGUGGCAGUCAGGCACAAAUACCUUUCCUAUGCAAUAA
Molecule: messenger RNA, 2142 nt
Organism: Capronia coronata CBS 617.96
Lineage: Eukaryota; Fungi; Ascomycota; Eurotiomycetes; Chaetothyriales; Herpotrichiellaceae
Exons: 3
Coding region: 1-2142 (713 amino acids)
Biological process (GO): regulation of DNA-templated transcription
Molecular function (GO): DNA-binding transcription factor activity, RNA polymerase II-specific; zinc ion binding
Source: RefSeq, a predicted model, not a curated record